This is a messenger RNA of Lytechinus variegatus (green sea urchin), 7000 nucleotides long. Its product is annotated as AN1-type zinc finger protein 5-like. Gene Ontology annotation, molecular function: zinc ion binding; DNA binding. NCBI's taxonomy places the organism in Eukaryota, Metazoa, Echinodermata, Echinoidea, Temnopleuroida, Toxopneustidae. The record is from RefSeq and is a predicted model, not a curated record. The transcript has 5 exons. The coding region runs from base 405 to 1013 and encodes 202 amino acids.
AACAUGGUAACCAAUGAGAGCACCGAAAGGCGGUCAUAUGGUAUUACGUGUCUCGUAAUUAACAUAAUAGAUCAACACACAGUAUACACACAUAACGAGCACAGGGAGGAAGAAACUGAGGCAAAUCCCGACCCAAAUCAACAGAAUUUUCUCUCAAUUGCUGCAUUCAAAAACAAGUUCGGAAAAAGUGAAUGAAGCAGAUGACUGAAUCAUUGUCUUCACAAGAAAUGUAUUUUUGAGUGGAUCUUUCAUUAAAAAGAAGCCCAGUUUCCAACAAAUUGAUUAUUAAUGACAAGCAGAAUAUAGCCUUGAACUCAGGAGUGCAUCGUGUACCUGUGCAGUAACCCAAGAAAGGGUCAAUCGCAUUUUUGUCUCCAGGGAUUUUUAACUAGACAGAUACGGUUAUGAUGGAUAGUAGCAAUGGUAGUAAAGAGAUGCAGGCGAAUCUCUGCCGGAACGGAUGUGGCUUCUACGGAAGCGCUGCAACAGAGGGAAUGUGCUCUAAAUGUCAUAAGGAUUAUAUGAGGAAAAAACAGAAUUCACCUGUCCAACCUCUUGUGUCUAAUAAUACAACAAGUGCAAACUCAUCGACACAAACACCAAGCACCAUAGCACCGGAAGCCUCUCUCGCCACUGCGACAACUACCACCACCGCUACAACGGUCACUUCCAUCGCCCCUGCAAACGAACGGGUAGAGGCACCAGAAGAAGAGGAGUGCAGCUCACCGACAAAGUCCGACUCGCAACCCCAGGGAGGCGCCUCACCGUCAGUAUCAGACUCACAAGAUUCGAGUGAUGGAAAUGAGAAGGGCAAGAAAAAGAGAAAUAGAUGUCACACAUGCCGUAAAAAGGUUGGCCUUACAGGUUUCGAGUGUCGAUGUGGAGGCCUCUACUGCAGUAUACACCGCUACUCAGACAAACACAAUUGUUCAUUUGACUACCGCUCACAUGGCCAAGAGGAAAUUAGGAAAAAUAAUCCAGUAGUAGUUGGAGAAAAAAUCCAGAAGCUGUAGCGGUCAAGAGUCAUUUUAUCAUAGAUAUUUUAUUCAUGUAUUUGAUGGGUGUACCUGUUGCUGGUAGUUUGUGUGGGAGGGUAUUAUUAUAUUUGCCACAACGCAAACAUUGAUCAUUUGUUAUACUUGUAUGUGUGUACAUUUGUUGUUGAUUUUUUUUAAUCAUGGUCCCACGUUUUUUUAGUAGGGACUGCAUGGUAGGCUUUACAUUGGGUACGUAUACAUUUGAAAAUGCUUUCAAGAGUUACUACUACUACUAUAACUAGUCAAUCUUCCAACGUGGUGUUUAAUGCUGUAUUGAUAAACCAAAAUGUAGACAGAUUUGGGUCAUAUCUGCUUGGACAUUUGAAGGCAUGGAUCAAAGCCUCCAACAUGUAGCUUUGAUAUUUAUCCACUGUAGUGCCACGAGAAGCUAGCGUGACUUCUGCUACUGUAGUAUGGACAAACUGAUUUUUUUUUCUUCAUAUCUCUUUACCUGUCAAUUUUUUUAAAAUCAAGUGGUAUGACUACCAUCAGGUGCUGCUAUAUUAAAUUCUGGACAAUAUUAUAGACAAGAUGCUAUACAAAGGUGCAUAAGCAUACACUGUAUGGUCCUUCUCUGUAUUUAUGUGUUAGACUUGAGCAUUUUAUAAUUGGAGUGUUUUCUUUAAGUUAUGCCUGUUCAGUUUAAUUCAAUUUGUAUUUUCACAUAUACAGUGCAACUGUAAAUCAUAUCUGAUUCAAAUUUCCUCUUAAUUACUUUAUAUAUGCAUUUUAAAUUACAUGUAUAUUAGUUUAAUUGCCUUGUUUCAUCAGAUGUACUCCAGCUUUUCAUGCUUUUUUUUUUUGGGGGGGAGGAUGAUUUUAAAAUUGUAUUAUGCUCAACUCUAAAUUAUUGUCCAAUCCGAUCAUGUAUGGUGUGAUUCAGAUUCAAAGUAAUCUAGUUUUUAUAGAUGCUAUGGGAAACUGCAUUAUUCAAAGCAAGGUUUAGGACAUUUCAAAACGAUUAAAAACAUCAGGAAUUUGAAGUGUUUUUGCCUUUAUAUUUAAUUAAAGCAUUUUUAUUUGAAUUAGCAUUUUAUCGAAACAGAUAUUAUUAUAGGGCUAACAUGAGUGAUGUGGAAGUAGUACUGAGCUUAUUACAUGCACAUAAGGGCUCUCCUUUUUUAAAAUGAUAAGACAGAGAAUGCAAAAAUAGUUUCAUAAGGAGACUGCUUUGUAUUAUUGGUAAGUUAUUGUACUUGAUAUAUAAUAUGCAUAUCAUAAUUGUUGGAAGAAUUCAUUUUGUUUUUGUAACUGUGCUUAAUUAAGGAAUGUAAUUUUUGUGAGCUGUUAGGAAUUUAAAAAAUCCCUGCUCCUGAUUUUGGCAUCAUCAUAACAUUUCUUUAAAAAAAAAAAAGAUUUAAUAUAUUCCUUAUAUACCGUGAUUGGCCCCCUCAGUAUUAAUAUUCUGAGGGCUACGCAAUUAUAUUAAUUAUACUGCAGUGUGUUCUUAAAGCAGAGGCAAAUGAUACAUGUAUGACAAAAAUGCCAUGAUUUUAUUUUAUGUUCCAAUCCUGGAACUGUAUAAACCCUCAUAUUAUUCAUGUUAUCAUUGAUACACAAAAGGAACCAUUCUAUUUAGUUAACUAGGAAGUAAGAAAAGUCAUAACUUUAUCAAAUAUACAUGUAGUAUUGAUUUGAGUAUGAAUAUUCCUUGCCCUCAGUUAAUAUAUUUUUCCCCAUUGCCCCUUUCCCUGUGAUGUCUCUCCUUUGUUCAAUUUCAAACCCUUUACUAAAGAUUUAAUUUAAAUAGGGCAUCCUGUUUCAUCAUUGAGAAGUGGUUUAAUAACAAAAAAGCAAAAUUGAGAAAUUCUCAGGGACCCAACCUUAAUCACUUCAGGCAUUUUCAUUUUUGAUUCUGCAAGUAUGUAUAACAUUUUACACCACACAUUUCACACAACUUGUGAUUAUUUUUUUUUUAAUUUCAUCUGGUUCAAAUUCAAAUUUUGACAAUUCAAUCACCUUUUAGCGAAACUUUAUUUGGGCUUUAGGCUCUCCCUAAAAUCGCUGCAUUUUCCUUUUACAUAGGUAUAACCUAUUAAUUUUAUGUAAUUUAGAUUAAUGAAAAUGGAAAAAAUAACUUAGAAUGCUAAGGAUUGAGUGUGGUUGAGUAUAUACUAUUGGAAAUGCCAAAUAUUAAUCUGUGUAAUGCUCUCUUACCCCCCCCCCCCUUCAUAUAUGCAAAAUAAGGUUAGCCUCUUUAUCAAGUACAUGUGCUUUCCUGUAUUUAGUAGCCACUUGAAACCCUCAACUUAGUAUAAGAAAUGAAGUACAUGUAUUACCAUUUACUGAAAGCAUUCUGUAGAUUUCUUCUUUAUCUUAUUGUUAAAUUCUGAUAUUUUCCUUCUUGCAUUUUAGUCAUUUUGAGAAAAAGAUAUAUUUCAAGCUUGAAAAGGGCACGGGAAUGCUUAAAUAUACAACUAAUUGUAAUAAGGAAAGGCAAGAAAUACCCCCAACCUCAAAAUUUCAUGCUGAAUAUUCUUUUUCCAAAAUCAUUUGCUCACCAAUAUAGAUAUUUAUUCCAUAUAUGUAUUCUCACUUUUACUUAUAUUAAAUACUCAAUAUUUUCUUCAUUUCUUCUCAAAAGAAAUAGUUAAAACAAUGUAGCAAUCGGGUGAAAAAGAACAAAAAAAUCACAAACAUCAAGUCCAUAUUAGGAGAGUUUAGAUUUUUAUGACAUGGAAUCUUGCAAACAAUAUGGAUCUAGCAGAUUUGUGAAGGUGCAACUGUAGAUGGCACCCACUAAAAUUACCCUUAAAUGGAAUCUUUGUUAAGAAAUGGCUAACAGAUCUCUUUAUAUUGAUUUUCCUCUUUUCUGAAGUGUUUGAAGCAUUAAAGUUAUAUGUACAUGCAGUGUGUUAUCCAAGUCGUAUAGAUUCAGGUAUUUUUUACAAAGAUGGAAAUGCAGAGAAAUGAUUAUAGAAAAAUGGGAUUGCUCAAUUUAGUACUAUUAUACUCGCAAAGAAAAGCUUCACUUAUUGCUUCACAGAAUAGUGUCAUGUUUUAGAUACAUUUAAGUUACUCGAUUGUCAGAUUUCUAAAAAAAUGUAUUAUCUGUUUAAUUUAAUCUCACUUUUUCAUCAAGUAUUAUUUUCCUUUAUAUUAGGAUCUAUCAUCUAGCCAGAACGUACAUGUACAUGCCCAAAUCAUCAUUAGGACCAUUCUUGGUCAUGUAUGUGACCAAAAUUGUGACAAAUCUUGAUUUUAUUAGUUAUAAAUAUUUUUUUUUAGACAUUUAGUUAAUCAAAGGUUCUAUAACAUUAACAUGUUUAGUCAGCAAUCAUUUGAAUUAUUUUUUGCUGUCUCCAAUAUGCAGGUUCAAGGUCAGAGGUCAAAUGAAGUGGGUCUCGUGUGUGACUUCACACAGAAGCAUGACUUUGAAAGUUUAAUUUUAAAACGAAAUUAAACUUAAAAUAAUCAUAAUUUGUUAUAAAUCUCAAAAAUGUGUAAAAGUUAUAUCUUAUUUAAGUAAAGAUGUGUCAUAAUUUCUGCCACACACAUGACGAAGAAUGGCCCAUUAAAAUAAUUGCCAGACAUGUACUCAUAGAAAUUUGGCAUUGUAUCACCCAUUGCAGUCACAAGCCGAAACAAAACAAAAAAAUUUCACAAGAAGGCACUCCCAAAGUAAUAUGUAAUGCAUGCAACACUUAAAUGCGCUCUGUCAUUAUUAUGCUAAUUUAUUACUUGAUCCUAAGGGAUUUCACCGCUAUACAUAGUGAAUUAUUUGAUGGUUAGAAUAACCAAUCUUUCUGAACCUAUCGGCUCUCAGAGAUAACUUUGUCCACACUUUUCCAGUUUUUGUUCUGUAGAACUGAUGAACGUAAUACAUUUAGCCUGAUGUUGAUGAGAUAGCCAAACGUGAAAUAGCCCAUUAAAUGUACCUUAUUGAAGGAUUUAUGUGGUUCUGAGACUCUCCCACCCUAUCCAGUAAAUCAAUUCUAUGGAAAAAAAAUAUAUUAGCAGUUUUGAUACUCCUGCUAAAGUGCACCAGUGAAACUGACCUCAAACCGACUGAUGUUAUGUCAUUGGAUAUAAUGCAUUAGUUAUGGUCGGUCUGGGGUCAGUUUGGCAGGUGUGCUGGGACAUUACUUCCUCAGUGCCAUAGGGUGAAUCCACUCUGACCUCAAGUUUGGUUUUGAUAACAGCAGAAAAUGAAACAUACUUUAAUUGAUGUUUGGCAAAAAUCCAUCAAAGAACAGCAAAAUCAAUAGAUAUGGACUUUGAUUUUGUGAUGUCACAUGCAAUACACGCCUUGCCCUUCAUCCGUCAAUUCCAUGAGAAACUGUGGAUUAUCUUAGAAAAUAGGAGAUGUUAAUUUUUGCAUUCGGCAUUUAAUCAGGUACAUUAUUUCAAUGACAACUGAAUUAAUUGUAAUCAACUUUUUGAACAAUGAAUACAUGCCCAUUUAUGGAAUUGAUAAAACAUGACAUACUUGGGUUUGGGUGCACAUAUUUUUAUAAAUGUAAAAAAUAAAUGUAAAAAAAUGUAACUUUUAAAAUGGAUUUUUACAAAAUGUAUCAUUGAUAUGUUUCACUUUCUCUGCUUUAAUGAAACCACCUUGAUGUCGGAGUAGUCUUUCCCUUUCAGACCCUUAAUAACUAUCUUUCUCUUCAUAUUAUUGAUGAAGAAAUUAAUCUUCAUUUCAUCCUCACUUUCUUAUCACUGCUAAAACUAAUACUCCUUUAGCUUGUACUGUUUUUAAUAAAUGCACAUAUUCUGCACCUGGGGAUCUGAAGUGCCCGCUUCUUUUUAUAUUCUCUGUUCAUGAAACGGGCCUCCGUCGAUGGGUACCUUCCCAGAUUUAUCGGCAACGUCACUUCGAAUCUUCAGGUUAUAAUUUGUAAUGAACAACUAAUUUUAAUGUUUAUGCUGGUACGUUGUAUUUUUUUGGAGAGCCUUCUUUUUGAUAAAUUAUGGUUUGCUAUUAUGAGAUUUUUAACGAUAUUUCUUACUGAGCCAUGUUUGUAUUUAAGUGAAUAUAUAUUAAUGUGUAAUAUUAGUUGCAAUUGCCUUAUAACAUGCAUAGGAGUUUUUUGUUAGAAUAUGCUUUAUUGACAUACCUACAAUGAGUGAUUCUUAGAGAAAACCCCCAACAGGGUGCGACAGAUUGCAGUGAUGACCAAAAGACUUUAUCAAUUAUUGAUACAUUAAAUUGAAUGGACUCGUAUCGUUAUGGAUACUUUCUUAUACAAAACUAUUCAAAAUACCCAGACAUUGAGGUAAGUCUUGGAUUAUUUGGAAAGAAAAUGGUCCCAUCUUGCCUCCCAUUAAUAUCAAUGACAAGGCCAGUAAACUGACUCUGGACCGAGGUAUUGUGUUAUUUAAGUGGUAUAUCAUUGGGAUUUGGAGUUAGUUUUGUUGGUGCAAUUGUAGCAUCAGCAAACUCGUGCCCCAAAAACGAACAUCUCUUUUAUUCAAUUGGACAUUACUGGUCAUUUGCACUCACUUUGCCUAUUGAAUAUGAUGUUAGUACAAUGACCAUGUCGUCCUUGUCUGCAGGUAAUCCAACGUCAUAUCGUGUUGACAUCCAGUGAAGAAAAAAAGAUAUUUCAAUUCAGUUUAUUACAAAUGUGCAAUUAUUCUUGAGCAUAAUAACAGUAGUAACGACAACAAAAAUACGGUAUUCAAAACAAAAUUUUGAAAAUGUUCUUAUUGUUCAAUUGCUCUUCUACAUCAUCUUUGAUUGGUUUCAGUCUUUUGUGUCCAGAAUUGUCGUAUCCUGCUUUAGUGAGUUGCUAUUUAUGUAAUGCAUAUGAUUAUCUUGUUUUCCUCCUAAUGAAUAAUAUAUGGCAUACAGGUUACCUGUGUGCUUUUGAAGAUUGUUGCAUGAUAUAUUACUCCUCCUUUAUAACAAAGUAUGAAUUAUUCUAGAAAGAAGCAAGUAUGGGAAUGCUUUUAUUGAUUUUCUUUUCUUCCAUCAAUGCUGUAAUGUAUGGGAUAUUAAAUUAAGUAUACUUCAUCAACUA